AUGCCGUCACCAGCCGCAACCCUCGCUGAUCCCACCUCCCUCAAAUGCGCCGCCUGUAGCUGCCACCGCAACUUUCACCGCCGGGUUUCGGUAUCUUCUUCCGAAGAAGAAAUCGAAUGCUUCACCUCGGCGCCUCACACGCUGCUCGCUCUCAGCCGCAACGAAAGGCCGUCGGCGACGAGAAAGCGAUUUAGGUCGAAAUUUAGCGCGGAGCAAAAGGGCAAAAUGAUGGAGCUGUCGGAGAGGCUUGGGUGGAGGUUGCAGAAGAGGGAUGAGGGUUUGGUGGAGGAGUAUUGCAGAGAUAUUGGGGUGGAGAAAGGGGUUUUUAAGGUAUGGAUGCAUAAUAAUAAGUAUCAGUUGCUUAGGGUUUUGAGGAGAGGGGAGGGGAGGAGUAAUGUCGCGGGCGAUGGGGGUGGCGGAGGUGGGCGGAUGGUUGAGGGUAAUGGAAUGAGCGGCGAUGUUGAUGGAAAUGUGAUGAAUGGUUCUUUUUCUUCGUCUUGA
Phalaenopsis equestris is the source of this 501-nucleotide messenger RNA. Its product is annotated as zinc-finger homeodomain protein 9-like. Gene Ontology annotation, molecular function: transcription cis-regulatory region binding; DNA-binding transcription factor activity. Gene Ontology annotation, biological process: regulation of DNA-templated transcription; regulation of developmental process. NCBI's taxonomy places the organism in Eukaryota, Viridiplantae, Streptophyta, Magnoliopsida, Asparagales, Orchidaceae. The transcript has a single exon. Gene Ontology annotation, cellular component: nucleus. The record is from RefSeq and is a predicted model, not a curated record. The coding region runs from base 1 to 501 and encodes 166 amino acids.